This is a messenger RNA of Annulohypoxylon maeteangense, 1715 nucleotides long. RefSeq lists its product as uncharacterized. The transcript has 3 exons. Gene Ontology annotation, biological process: regulation of DNA-templated transcription. Bases 198 to 1427 code for a protein of 409 amino acids. NCBI's taxonomy places the organism in Eukaryota, Fungi, Ascomycota, Sordariomycetes, Xylariales, Hypoxylaceae. Gene Ontology annotation, molecular function: DNA-binding transcription factor activity, RNA polymerase II-specific; zinc ion binding. The record is from RefSeq and is a predicted model, not a curated record.
GGUAUACCUACCUAAUCAAUAGGUACGCAAGGCACGUCUAGUGUUAGUACCUAGCGUCAUAACAUUAACAUGCUAAUAUACCAACCUAAUAUAAGGCUCACAAGUUAAGGGUGAAAGUUGCAAAUCUUGUGCAACGCUUGUAGUUCAAGCACGAUUGUUCCGUCAGUUUUUUGGCGGCAUUUAUAAAUUUCGACCCAAUGUUCAUGACGUUUAAGCCUCUGGAAUCGGAGCCGGGCAACGGACAUUACGUUCUCGAGUCUACCGCCUCACCUCUCAACAGACCACCGCAUAGGAUCUCCCGGUCAGCUUGUGUCUACUGCAGAUCGAAAAAGGUCAAAUGCACAGGUGAAGAAGAUGGGUGUCGGCGAUGUUCGGAUAAGCAGAUAGCAUGUUCAUACACCAGUCCUAGCCGGACUGGGAUAGAUAUGGUGCCAAAACGCCUUCCACGCCUGCGACGGGUUGCCAAAGAUGCGGAAGGCGACGUUCUAAGCCUGGGAGAUGACAUUGCUACCCCGCCAGGGGGACUUGAGCAGUCCUCCGACGUUGAGAUAACUCCGGCUUGGGAUUCCAUCAUAAUUGAUCCCGACCUGUUGGGUAUAGAUUUCGAUCUGACUCCAUCUGAUACGACACGCGACAAGCAAUCUGCGUAUACAAAUUCCAGCAGCUUGUUUUUCGACGGCUUUCAAGCCAGCGACGACACCACUGUUACUACCACCACCCCUAUAUCCACUAAUCAAAGCCCACUCAUGCAUGUAGCCAAUAGGCUCAGCACUGAUGACAUCGCCUUCCCUCUCAACCCGAGUCCGAUUCCAAGUCCAAACCACUCACACUCUCUCUGCUUGGAAAUGCUUCACGUGUUUGAAGUAGUCGAGAUAAGACUAACAUGGACGCAUCACACCAUCUCGAACCCGUCCACAUGCACAGUUAAUCCACGCACACCGCCAUUAUCUACAUCUAACGACGAAUUUAUAUGUCAGAAGGAGGUGCUGAGUAGUUGCGACAAGUGGCUCAACCAGGACGCGUCCUACAUCCAGUCCCGACAUGCCGUAUUAAUGAUUUCGAUUAUGGACCGGCUGCUGGCAAGCAUCCUGUUGAUGGCCGAGAUACCUGAAGGCCGGAAAGGUGUUGAUACACAAGCCACUACCAUAUCACCUGAUAGGUCCUUCAGCUAUGAGUCGAGGCAACCAUCCCGGGAUCAGCUCGUGUCUUCCGUGGAGGCAGGCCACAGUCUUCAGCCUGACCACCAGAGUAUGAAUGAUGAGGAGAGAAUCCACGUUUUUAAAAGUCUUUUGAACUUCCGCGCUUCCCGACUCCGGGGAUUACUAGAGGGACUAAGGGCGAUAACGGCGUUGAAUCGAUGGCAGAUGCAGACGAAUAUGGUGCAGCAUCUUCUAGACCGGCUGUCCAAGCAUUGCGACCUACUAUGACUUGAAUCCAGGGACCGCUAGCCCGAAAUAAUGAGAAUAAAAUAUAAAAAAAAUGAAACGACAUAAAAAUAGGAAGCAGGUCCCUUAUAAUAUCCUUUUUCAAUAUUACAACAUGGCCGAAUUUGUACCUAUGCUCGCCCCUCUGUCAUAUUGCCAUUGCUCAUCCAGCUAGCGACAUCUUUCACUAUGUGAACUUGGCCGUAGAGAUCAGUCACGUCCCAGAACAUGGUCCAAAUAUCCAUCUGGCGACGUCUUCCAAUGCUCUGCAAUGCUCUGCAUCCCAUCUCC